Galeopterus variegatus (Sunda flying lemur) is the source of this 1264-nucleotide messenger RNA. RefSeq names its product neural cell adhesion molecule L1-like protein. Gene Ontology annotation, molecular function: cell-cell adhesion mediator activity. The transcript has 9 exons. Lineage: Eukaryota; Metazoa; Chordata; Mammalia; Dermoptera; Cynocephalidae. The annotation marks the transcript as partial. The record is from RefSeq and is a predicted model, not a curated record. Gene Ontology annotation, biological process: cell-cell adhesion; brain development.
AGGCAAGAAACUCCCCUGGAUCGCCCAGAGCGGAUCUCGUCCCGCUCCUGCUUGUCCCUCUCCGCGCUCCCAGCCGGCUUUGGGGGGAGAAGUUUUCCCGAGGGGAGGUACCGGACGGAUCGUGUGCUGGAAGAAACUCAGGUUAACUACAUUUUCCUCAGCUUUAUACCAAAACUAAGAGAAGACAUUACGAUUUUCAUCAUUUCUGGGUUGUUUUCUUCCUGAAGAGCAAUGGAGGUGCUUUUAAAUGGAAGAGGAUUAAUUAUAUCCUUAAUUUUCCUUCUGUUGAAAUUCUCAACAGCGAUUGAAAUACCACUCUUAGUUCAACAGGUUCCAACAAUCACGAAACAGUCAAAAGUGCAAGUUGCCUUUCCCUUUGAUGAGUAUUUUCAAAUUGAAUGUGAAGCUAAAGGAAAUCCAGAGCCAAUAUUUAUGUGGACUAAGGAUGACAAGCAUUUUAAUCUCUCUGACCCUCGGAUAAUCGUAUCUAACAAUUCAGGAACAUUCAAGAUCCCAAAUGAGGGGCACAUAUCUCACUUUCAAGGGAAAUACCGCUGUUUUGCUUCUAAUAAACUGGGAGUUGCUAUGUCAGAAGAAAUAGAAUUCGUAGUUCCAAGUGUUCCAAAAUUCCCAAAAGAAAAAAUUGACCCUCUUGAAGUGGAGGAAGGAGAUCCGAUUGUCCUGCCAUGCAAUCCUCCCAAAGGCCUCCCACCUCUACACAUUUAUUGGAUGAAUAUUGAAUUAGAACACAUUGAACAAGAUGAAAGAGUAUACAUGAGCCAAAAGGGAGAUCUAUACUUUGCAAAUGUGGAAGAAAAAGACAGUCGGAAUGAUUACUGUUGCUUUGCUGCAUUUCCAAGAUUAAGGACUAUUGUACAGAAAAUGCCAAUGAAGCUAACAGUUAACAGUUUAAAGCAUGCUAUUGACUCAAGUUCAUCCACAGAAAUUGGUUCCCAGGCAAAUUCAAUCAAGCAAAGAAAACCCAAACUGCUGUUGCCUCCUACAGAGAGUGGCAGUGAGUCUUCAGUUACCGUCCUCAAAGGGGACACCUUGUUGCUCGAGUGUUUUGCUGAAGGCCUACCAACUCCACAAGUUGAUUGGAAGAAAAUGGGUAGUGACUUACCAAAGGGAAGAGAAACAAAAGAAAACUAUGGCAAAACUUUGAAGAUAGAGAAUGUCUCCUACCGGGACAAAGGAAAUUAUCGCUGCACAGCCAACAAUUUCUUGGGAACAGCCACUCAUGAUUUUCAUGUUAUAGUAGAAG